Pestalotiopsis fici W106-1 is the source of this 2601-nucleotide messenger RNA. Its product is annotated as Eukaryotic translation initiation factor 3 subunit C. The record is from RefSeq and is a predicted model, not a curated record. The transcript is spliced from 2 exons. The coding region runs from base 1 to 2601 and encodes 866 amino acids. Gene Ontology annotation, molecular function: RNA binding; translation initiation factor activity; translation initiation factor binding. Gene Ontology annotation, cellular component: eukaryotic translation initiation factor 3 complex. Gene Ontology annotation, biological process: translational initiation. Lineage: Eukaryota; Fungi; Ascomycota; Sordariomycetes; Amphisphaeriales; Sporocadaceae.
AUGUCUCGAUUCUUCACCGGUGGCGACAGCUCCAGCGAGAGCUCCUCGGACGAGGAAGAACUUUACUCUGAAGAGGAGGAGGAAGACCAGGACGUUGAAGAGGACUCUGAUGAGGAGGACUCCGAUGAGGAUGAUGACGAUGACUCCGACGAUGAUUCCAGCGACUCAGAUGCUGGUGGCAAGCAGGGUGCCAACCGUUUCUUGAAGGAUGCCGACUCCUCAGACAGCGACGAAAGCGACGACGAGAGAGUCAAGACGGUCAAGAGCGCCAAGGACAAGCGCUACCAAGAGCUCGAGGCCAUUAUCAAGGCGAUCGAGAACGGCGAGAAGAUCAACGACUGGGGCUCCAUUUCCACAGAGUUUGACAAGCUGAACCGACAUGCAUCCAAGGUUGGCGGCGAUUCCAGCAACCCCCCCAAGGUCUACAUCAAGGCCUUGGUGGAACUUGAGGACUUCAUGAACGAGACCAUCUCCAAGCAGAAGGUCACUCCCAAGAAGAUGAACGCGACCAACGCCCGUGGUUUGAACGCCGUCAAGCAAAAGAUUCGAAAGCUCACCAAAGACUACCAGACCCAGGUCGAUGCUUUCAAGGCCGAUGAGGAUGAUUUCAUGAAGUCCGAAGACGAGGCUCCCAAGCCCAAGCCCAGGAAGGCAAAGGUCACCGACGUCUACAUUGAGGCCCCUACUGCCGAAGACGACGGUGAGUUCGCUACUGUCGGCAAGGGCGGAAAGGCCCUCCAAUUCACUCCCGAGAGUAUCUUCAAGCACCUCAGAUCCAUUGUCGAGUCACGAGGAAAGAAGAACACCGACCGCCUUGAGCAGAUCAAGAUCAUGGAGAAGCUUCAUGAGGUGGCAGUUACUCCUUACCAGAAAAUCCGAGUCCUCUUGACUCUCGUCUCUGCCAGAUUCGACCUUAGCAGCGGUCCCUCCAGCUCCAUGCCUGUCGAGCAGUGGAAAGCUGCCGAGAAGGACAUCUCUUCUCUUUUCGAGGUUCUCGAUCAGAACCAGGAUCACAUUGUUGUCGAGGGCGCCGAGGAGUGGGAGGAUGACGAGAAGCAGCCCACCAUCCUGGAGGGUGAGAAAUACCUCAAGGUUCCUGGCAGCAUUGUUUCAUUUGUGGAGCGCUUGGACGACGAGCUCACUCGCUCUCUGCAAAUCAUCGACCCUCACACUUCCGAGUACAUCGAGCGUCUGUCAGACGAAGGCUCCUUGUACAAUGUCAUCUUCCGUGGCCAGCUUUACUACGAGCACCUCCGCAAGGACAGCGCAUUGGAAGUGCCCCAGGAUAGCAUUAACCGCAUCGUGAUGCGCCGUCUUGAGCACGUCUACUUCAAGCCCGCCCAGGUUGUCAAGAUUCUGGAGGAGAACGCCUGGAAAGCAACAUCCACUGGUGUUGUCUCAACCAUCACGCCGCAAACCGAGGUCAUCGAGGCCGGCAAGCUUGUCAACGUCCUUUGUAACUACCUCUUCUCAAACAGCGAGGGCAUUAUUCGGGCUCGUGCUAUGCUAUGCCAGAUCUACUUUUUGGCUCUGCACGACGAGUACUACAAGGCUCGCGACAUGAUGCUCAUGUCGCACUUGCAGGAGACUAUCAACAGCUUUGAUGUCCUUACACAGAUCUUGUAUAACAGGACACUCGUUCAGGUUGGUCUCUGUGCUUUCCGCAAGGGUCUUGUGUACGAUGCCCAAAACACUCUGCAGGAGAUUUGCGGUUCUGGCAGGCAAAAGGAGCUCCUGGCUCAGGGUGUCAUGAUUCAGCGCUACGCUCAGGUCUCCCCUGAGCAAGAGAGACUGGAGAAGCAGAGACAGCUUCCUUUCCACAUGCACAUCAACCUCGAGCUGCUCGAGUGUGUAUAUCUGACCUGCAGCAUGCUUCUCGAGAUUCCUCUUCUCGCCCAGACUGGCUCUUCGCCCGAUGUUAAGAAGCGCGUCAUUAGCAAGACCUACCGCCGUAUGCUCGAGUACCACGAGCGCCAGAUUUUCACCGGUCCCCCGGAGAACACCAGAGACCAUGUGAUGCAAGCCUCGAGGGCUCUGGCUGCUGGCGAGUGGAAGAAGGCCACUACCUUCAUUCACAACAUCAAGAUCUGGGAACUCAUGCCCGACAGUGAUGGUAUCAAGACCAUGCUCUCCAAGCAGAUUCAAGAGGAAGGUCUCCGCACAUAUCUCUUCACCUACGCCCCCUACUACGACACACUCGCUGUCGCCACCUUGUCGGCAAUGUUCGAACUCGAGGACCGCAAGGUUGCUGCCAUUGUCAGCAAGAUGAUCAGCCACGAGGAGCUUGCCGCUGCUCUUGAUCAGGUCACAUCGACCGUCAUCUUCCGCAAGGGUGUUGAGUUGUCUCGCCUGCAGAGCCUGGCCCUCACCCUGUCCGACAAGGCUGCCGCCCUCAUCGAGACCAACGAGAGGACAUUGGAGCAACGUACCCAGGGUACUGCCAAUGCUUUCGACCGCCGCGGCCAGAACCAGCGUGGAGGUCAAAGAGGAGGUGGCCAGAGGGGAGGCAGAGGUGGCGCAAGAGGAGGUGGCACAGGUCAACGGCAAGCCGGCGGUACACAGUUCACCGGUGGUGCGCUGGGUGCUGCGGUUCGGGGCUAA